This is a messenger RNA of Elgaria multicarinata webbii, 1878 nucleotides long. RefSeq names its product WD repeat domain 18 (gene WDR18). Gene Ontology annotation, biological process: rRNA processing; DNA-templated DNA replication. The record is from RefSeq and is a predicted model, not a curated record. Gene Ontology annotation, cellular component: nuclear pre-replicative complex. Lineage: Eukaryota; Metazoa; Chordata; Lepidosauria; Squamata; Anguidae. Gene Ontology annotation, molecular function: protein binding. The coding region runs from base 10 to 1344 and encodes 444 amino acids. The transcript is spliced from 10 exons.
GGGAAAAAGAUGGCGGCCGCCGGCUUCGGUGGCGGCGGCGGCCCCGUGGAGGUGGCGCUGGUGGCGGCGGCCGAGGCCUCGUCCGGAGGCGGCAGCGGGUGCUGCUCCGUGUGGGAAGUGGGCUCCGGAGCGUCGGUGGCCGGCUACCGCGGGGGCUGCUGCGCCGCUCGCGGGCUGGCGCUGCUGGGCGGGGAGCACUUGCUGGGGGCGCAGCUCGGCAAGGCCUGUGUGGGCGCCUGGGAGCUCCAGAGGAAGGAUCAGCUCCAGCAGAAGAUAAUAUGCCCGGGCCUAGUGACUUGCCUGACAGCUGCUCCCAACGGUCUCUACGUCCUGGCAGGUAUCGCCGAAAGCAUCUACCUCUGGGAGGUGUCUAGCGGGAAUCUGCUUGCCAUCCUGAACCGACACUACCAGGACCUCUCCUGCCUGGCCUUCACAGAUGACAGCAGCCACUUCCUGUCGGGCGCCAAGGACAGCCUCGUCAUCGUGUGGAACCUUUACAGUGUGCUGCAGGUUGAGCACGUCCAAAGCCCCGAACCCCGCCACGUGUGGUCGCGGCACAGCCUUCCCAUCACGGACCUCUGCUGCGGCGUCGGCGGCCCUAUGGCACGUGCUGCCACAGCCUCCCUAGACCAAACUGCAAAGCUCUGGGAAAUCUCCUCCGGCGAUCUGCUGCUCUCCGUCGUCUUCGACGUGGGCGUCAUGUCGGUGACCCUCAACCUCACCGAAUAUCACAUGUUCUGUGGUGGCAUGGAUGGGUCCAUCUUCCAAGUGGACCUCUGCUCCUGGCCUGUGCAGAGGGAGAGAGGCUUCCAGCCAGAGCGGGAGAAUGGGAAGAUCUUCAAAGGGCACAGGAACCAGGUGACCUGCCUGUCCAUCUCGACCGACGGAAGCCUGCUGCUGUCCGGUUCGCACGACGAAACCGUUCGUCUUUGGGACAUCCAGAGUAAACAGUGUCUGCGCACCGUGAAUUACAAAGGUCCGAUCACCAACGCGUUCAUCGCCCUGGCCCCCGCCAACAUGCUCAUCCCGGACAGCAAGCCCAGCGUGCCGCUGCCGAAAUUCAGCCGGCACCUCCACAGCAUGGAGAACGCCGACAGCCAGGCCGGCGAGGGGCUCACACUUUGCCUGGGGUUGCAUCAGAAGGGAUCCGGGGAGAGCUACUUGGAGAAAGCAGAGCGCUUGUAUUCACAAAUGUGUUGCACAAAGGAAAAGAAUUUGAUGGGGGACCAUGAGCAGCUGAAAAUCCAGGUGACGGACCUGGAGGAAGAAGUUGCCACCCUGCGAAAGAUCAACAAGAGCCUGUUCGACUUCUCCAGCUGCAUCAUCACCAAGCCCGGCAAAUAGGGCAACUUCGGAAGCCCAGCUUACAGCCGGAGAGGGGAAGAGGCAAGCCAGUACCUGACCCUUGGCCAAUGUGCAUUGUCGAGUCCUCUAUUCUUGGACACAGGUGUGGGUCUUUGCAGAGGUAACUGCGCAGCUGGGACACAGGAGUCUCAUGUCUGCGCAGCUCUGUGAGUCAGCUGUCUGGCAGGGAGGAGAGAAAUGGCCCUUUUUUGUAUCACGGCCUCCCCUCUCUGUCGCCCUGGUAACUUUGGACUCUUAACAAACAGUUUACUGCAUCCCAAACAGCAGGUGGAUCUUGAGUUGGCUUGAGAAACGCUGAAACCGCAGCACCCAAAUGUGUGGGGUCCAACUGAACUGCAUAGCUGAGCGAAGAAUCCAUUUCUGCACGACGAAGACGGUUCUUACGUUUUCCCUGUUGUGUGUGUGGUGGUGGUGGUGGUGUCUGUCAAGUGCUGAGAGAAUCUUCUGUAGAGUCAUUCUACGUGUUACGUAGUCCUAUAUCUCAACACCUCCCCUCAUAUUAAAAGGGGGGGG